Molecule: messenger RNA, 3055 nt
Organism: Leptidea sinapis
Lineage: Eukaryota; Metazoa; Arthropoda; Insecta; Lepidoptera; Pieridae
Gene: Cdc16
Product: cell division cycle protein 16 homolog
Exons: 11
Coding region: 348-2168 (606 amino acids)
Biological process (GO): cell division
Molecular function (GO): protein binding
Source: RefSeq, a predicted model, not a curated record
UAAAGUCAAAUCACUGUUCGUUUCAUACUAAACUAAAUUUAAUUUGCCUAACUAGUAACUUUGUACUUUAUUUACAUCCUCUUUGUUGGUUUGUUUUGGUCUUGUUACCGGUGUUGGACCUACUUUAAACCGAAUUAGUUUAAAUAUUACAAUAAUUAUAAUUUGAGGAAAAAAACAGUAAAACACACUAAAUAGCUCUUAAAACAUUUACUUAGAAGUAGUCUAAAUCUUGUGGUUUUAGGACUUUAGCGACGAAUACCAAAUUUAAAAAUGGUUUAAAGUUUGAAAAAGGAUUAACUGCGUUCUGCAUUAAUAGAUUACUUUCAUAGUUCCUAAAAAGAAUUAAAAUGGCAAAGGCUGAUAGCGGUAAUAGAAACCGAGGUGACAAUCUCAAUGUGGAUUUCAUGCGAUCUCUAGUGAAACAAUAUUCUGAAUUAGGUCAAUGGACAAGUGCAUUCUUUUGGGCCGAUGCAGCAGCAGCAUCAAGUGGCACAGAAGCAGCAAGUGGUGAUGACAUUUGGCUAUUAUCAAGUGCAAUGCUGUCUAGAGGAGAACUGCACAGAGCUGCACAUGCUGUUACUUCGAGAGGGUUGCACAUGAGUCAUCUGCUAUGUCUGGGUGUAGCAAUGAGAGCUUUUGUAGCAGCAAAGGAGCCGUCAACAGCACUCAAUCUAAUGGACGAAUGUUACCCUUCCCUCUUGGAGCCUCGUAACAUGGAUCAGACACAUAACAGAGCGUUGUCCGGGGUGUUGGUGACUCAGGCACGCGCGCUCACCGCGUUGGAGCGACGAGAUGCUGCCGUAGAAGCUCUGAAGACAGCGUUGAGAGCUGAUGUGGCUUGCUAUGAGGCUUUAGAUCUGUUGCUGGAACAACACGCGCUUACACCUGCUCUAGAAAAAGAACUUAUACAAUCACUCCCAAUAAACAACCAGCUGAAUGCAUCCGAAGCGGCGUUGCUGCGCGCGGCCUAUAGAGAGAGAGUGCUGCGAUACGCACCGCUACCAACGACACCCCAGGAGGGAGAGCCAGCGGUUCCUGCUGCGGUAGAAGUGUCUCGCUCCCGCAGCGUGACGGGGGCGGAGGCCCGCGGGCGCCAGCUGGCGGCAGCAGGGGACUGGUCCGAGGCCCUAAAGGCCCUGGACGAGGCGGGCCCCUGGGCGUGUCCCGACGUGAGGACGGCCUGCCUCGUGGAGCUGAAGAAGUCGACCGAACUGUUCGCCUUCGCGCACACCUUGGUGGACGCCUACCCGCAGAGCUGGGCGGCGUGGUACGCCGUCGGCUGCUAUUAUUACCUGAUAGGUAAGCGGGACUUCGCGCGACGGUAUUUAAGCAAGGCGUGCACGCUGGAGGCGAGCGCAGGCUGCGUGUGGCUCACGUACGGACACAGCUUCUCGGCGGACACGGAGCAUGACCAGGCGAUGGCGGCCUAUUUCAAGGCGAGUCAGUUAAUGUCGGGCAGCUACCUGCCGCCACUGUACGUGGCCGUGGAGUGCUCCAUCCUCAACAAUGUUAACAUGUGCAAGAGGUUCCUCACCAGGGCGGCCAUACUACACUGCAGCUCGAAGCAAUGGAUGGAGACUGGGAUGAACGAGACAGAGCUGGAGAAUAAGAGCUCUUGGGAACAACUGGCUCGGCUGGUGAGUUCUGCGGACAUCGCGCACGAAGCCGGCGUGGCCGCCUUCCACGCCGGGGACUACGUGGACGCACGUGUGCUGUGGCUGAAGGCACUUGACCUGGCCGGGCCCGUAGACAAGAUGAAGCCGUGCUGGGCGAGCACGCUGGACGCGCUGGGGCACGCGUGCCGCAGGCUGAAGUGCUACCACGAGGCCGAGUACUGGCACGAGCGGGCGCUGGCGUUGCGGCCCGCGCGGGCCGAGUCGCUGGCGGGGCUGGCGCUGGCGUUGGCGCUGCAGGGACACGUGGCGCGCGCGGGGGACGUGCUGCACGCGGCGCUGGCCCGGGAGCCCGCGCACGGAGUGGCCGCCGGGCUGCUGGAGCGGGUGCUGGACACACACGACGCCGAGCUGACAGCUGAAGAGAUCCCGCAGUUCCCGUUCCCGGCGGUCACCAUCGCCCCGCUCCCCGCCGCCACCCCGGAACUACCGCCCGCGACGCCCAGCGCGCGUGACGUCACCGUCAACUCGGACAUGAGCAUGAGCUUCGAUUGACUCUACGCACCAGCUUUGAAAUAUCCGAACAUAUGUACAUACAGAUAACGCGCCAGUUGAAUGAAUAUGAAUGCGAUAGUGCUGUGAACUGGGUGGCGAUAAAUUUACUAUAUGAAGGCACGCGAGGUGAGGCGUGCGGACAGCGGGUGAGACGUUGCCGCUCUGUACCUCUGACGUCGGUCGAGCGUACCGCGUGCGACACGCGCUGACCAUGUUACGUUCAGUGCUCAGCUGACAGCUUGAUUGCGCGUGUAUUUGUAACCUCUUUUAUAUGUGCCUACUACUUGCGCAAACGAUUACGGAAUAAAAGACGGAGAAGAUGUCAUGUUUAUCCAAUUAUUUUAGAACGUCUUAUUGAAAGAGAAUUUACAAUAUUUUCAAAAUUGUCGGAACAUAAAUUUUAUUUUACAAUUUUUGAUUACGAUGUUACGCACGCCCGUAUGGUCGGUCGCUCGGUCAUCGUCGCACUGAACGCACUAAUUUAUCAUCAUUGCGUGUCAGCAAACCGACGUCUAAUGAAUCGAUUCUCGUCAGUCCGACGUAGCUGUACGCGCGUCAUCGGCGAUGGACUGAACGCGAUCAUAUGUUUUAAUUGUAUAACAAGGAAAACAUCUUUCAAGGCUUCACUAUCGGUCGAGCACUGACUCCAUUCUGUAAUUCUUAAAUUAAAUUGAGUAAAUUUGUAACGUUCUGGUUUUUGCAUUUCAAUAACCGAUAAAUGGAAUAUUUUGGUGAUCUUUUUUCAAAUCUGUAUUUUACUUUAAUCUAUGUGGGAUGACGUAUUGAUAUUUUUAGUUUUUAAUUUGUAUGAAUGUGACAUAUUAGCGAUUCUGUUUUAUAUGGAUUUGGAAAUUGAGAUCAACAUAUUAAAUCUGUAUUCAAAAUAA